Nematocida homosporus is the source of this 1236-nucleotide messenger RNA. Its product is annotated as RuvB-like protein 1. NCBI's taxonomy places the organism in Eukaryota, Fungi, Microsporidia. The record is from RefSeq and is a predicted model, not a curated record. Gene Ontology annotation, molecular function: ATP binding; ATP hydrolysis activity; DNA helicase activity. The transcript has a single exon. Gene Ontology annotation, cellular component: Ino80 complex; R2TP complex; NuA4 histone acetyltransferase complex. Gene Ontology annotation, biological process: regulation of transcription by RNA polymerase II; box C/D snoRNP assembly; chromatin remodeling. The coding region runs from base 1 to 1236 and encodes 411 amino acids.
AUGGAUAAAGGCCUCGCACAUAGUCACAUUACUGGCUUAGGCAUAGAUAGAACAUUAAGUCCAAUUGAAGGUUCUGGUCUCUACGGUAUGGAAUUGGCCCGUCAAGCGGCCUCUCUUUUUGCCGAUCUAAUUACAGCUAAGAAAACAGCUGGGUCUAUUCUAUUGAUUACUGGUCCAUCUGGAGCGGGCAAAACUGCUUUGGCCGUUGGUCUUUCGCGCGAGUUAGGCACUCGAGUGCCUUUUGUACGUAUGUCCGGUAGUGAGCUCUUCUCAGCCGAGAUCAAAACCACCGAAUUGUUACAACAGGCCUUACGCCGUGCCACUCUUCUCCGGAUUCGUGAGAUAAAGAGUGUUUAUGAAGGAGAAGUCACUGAUAUUCAAGUGGAGGAGAGAGAAGACCCACUAAAUAACUACCGUAAAACAGUAGCCCGUAUUGACUUACGUUUAAAAUCAGCUAAAGGUAGCCAACUAGUCUCUUUAGACCCAAUUUCAUCCCAGGAGAUAGCUAAACAGCGCAUUACAGUUGGUGAUGUUGUGCAUGUUGAAACUGCUUCUGGAGCCAUUAAGAAACUAGGCCGGUGUGAUGCUUAUGCCUCUGAGUUUGAUAUUGAAAGUACUAAGUAUGUUCCUUUGCCUAAAGGUGAUGUUUUAACUAGGAAAGAAACCUUACAGGAGAUGUCCCUUCAUGAAAUAGAUGCGGCCAAUGCAUUCCCACGGGGUACAGAUGCUAAAGCAAUUCUAGGGGCAGUAGCACGAGGCAGGCGGUUUGAAGUGCCAGCUCGAGUGCGAGAGGAGGUUAAUGCCCGAGUAGCUAAGCAAAUAGUUAGUGGUGCCGCUGAAAUUACACCUGGUUUAUUGUUUAUUGACGAGUGCCAUAGUUUAGAUGAAGCAUCUUUAGGAUUCUUAGUUGGUGCGGCUGGAAGUUCAUCUAGUCCAGCCAUUGUUUUGGCUACCAACCGAGAGCUAAAUACUUUACCUGCUUCUUUAAGACGGACGGCUCUAUCAGUUCCAGUUAGUGCCGCUAGUCCGGAAGUCAUGCCGGCUAUUAUUAGGGCCCGAGGUAAAUCGGCGGGACUAGAUGUCUCUGAGUCCGUAGUGGAUACUUUAAGUAGUUUGGCCCAAAGUACUUCCCUAAGACAUGCCCUAAGUAUUAUGGCCCUGGCUGCUCUUGAAGGCUCCCUUACCCCAGAGACCAUAACAGCUACCAGCCAGGUUUUCUCUGCUCCUUCUCAAUAA